GCUGGCGUUUACCGCAGAGGGGAGGAAAGCGUGGUGCCACUCCCUUUAUGACCGGUUCCUUGAGCGUGGCAUUGCUUUUACCAGGCUUAACGUCCAGUAAUACCGUCCAAUCUACGAGAUGACUUCCCACGUGUUCUAUAAUGGCACCGUUCAAUCCAGUGCCCCUGAUUCUACAGCCGAGAUCGACCGUAUGCUUCGCAGGGACGGCUUGUCUGUACCAACAGAGGAUGGCAAAAGCUACUGGAUCCACAGCGCGAUUGGUUUCUUGGACGUCGGACAAAGAGCAACUGAUUCUACCUCUUCAAAGUCGAUCUACAAUACCCACGAGGCGCUUAUUGCCCUUGUGCUCGCAUAUCAGCUCUGGCAGGGGGGCAUUCGCGCCCCAGAUAUAAUGAUCCUCUCACCCUACCGGGGUCAAGUUCAGACUAUCAUGCGGUAUCUCGCUGCUCCGCGGUUUGCCGAUAUUAGGACCUGUCGUGUCAGAACAGUGGACGAGUCACAAGGGAGUGAAUCCAAGGUAGUGAUUGUGACGUUUGCCCGCAACACGGGCUUCCUACCUACGUUCAUUCAUACAACACAGAGAGUCAACGUUAUGACGUCCCGUGCGCAGCAAGCGGUUUUUUUUGUGGGGGAUUGGGCCUGGGUGACCAAGAAGUUGCCUGGUACUCGCGGAAACAAACUUCUCGAGGCGAUGUCAUUCUAUCAGACUGCAAGUGGCAACGGCUCGCAGUUCCGCAUCCGCGCUUCUUGAUGCGUAUACUCGUAUCUACUACCUAUGGGGGAUGCAUGGGGUACCCGAAGCGACAAUAAUGUGACAACUGGAGGUAGUUAGUUAGUACUGAAACAAUGAAUCAGGAUACCAAGACCACAAAGUCCUGGGUCUAUUUGAGAGAAAAACCGAAGAAACAACAGGCAGUAUCUUUGAAUAGGUGGUAUUUCUGCCUUGAG
This is a messenger RNA of Aspergillus calidoustus, 948 nucleotides long. The record is from the annotation of a GenBank genome assembly. NCBI's taxonomy places the organism in Eukaryota, Fungi, Ascomycota, Eurotiomycetes, Eurotiales, Aspergillaceae.